This is a messenger RNA of Eucalyptus grandis, 1374 nucleotides long. Its product is annotated as protein TolB homolog. The record is from RefSeq and is a predicted model, not a curated record. NCBI's taxonomy places the organism in Eukaryota, Viridiplantae, Streptophyta, Magnoliopsida, Myrtales, Myrtaceae.
AUGCAGCUCUUGAGUCGAUCCUGGUCGGGCGACUCCGUCGUCUACUUCCACCGGAAGGCAGACGACGGUUGGUGGAGCAUUUUCCGCGUCGAAUUCGAGUUCCCCUCAGACACGGACGUCUCCAGGUUGCCGCUGUCUCCGACCCGGGUUACUCCUCCAGGCGUCCACUGCUUCACUCCGGCUGCCAUGCCUGGCUCCAACGAAAUCGCCAUCGCGACAUGGUGGCGAGGCAAGAGCUACCGGCAUAUCGAGAUUUUCGACGCUGCGUCGGAGUCCUUUGUCCCCAUCACUGAACCGGUGAACCCGAACUUCCACCGCUACAGCCCCUUUGUGUCUCCCUGGUCACGGUACAUCGGGUAUCACCGGUUCCGAGGCGAGUCGACAGGGGGCGAAUCAUGGGUCCCGAAUUUCGAACCGGUCAUGUCGCCCAUCAAGGGGCUCCGGAUGCUGAGGCUGAACGGGUCUUUCCCUUCUCUUUCCCCGGAUGGCCAGUUCGUAGCCUUCAACCACGACUUGGUGUCCACCACCAGUGCCGGAGUGAAGAUCGUCUGGUCGGACGGCUCUAGGCGUUGGACGCUGAUCAAGGAUCGGAUCACCUUCUACAACUCGUGGAGCCCCACUGAGAAGAAUGUCAUUUACACCUCGAUCGGACCGAUUUUCGGUUCACCCAAAACAACGGUCCAAAUCGCUCGGACCGAGUUCGACUUAUCCAGUCCGGACGGCGACAUCACGUGUGACGUGAAGGUGCUCACAAGGGAGGACACUGGGAACAACGCCUUCCCCUCGUGCUCUCCAGAUGGUAAGUGGCUUGUCUUCCGGUCUGGUCGGACCGGCCACAAGAACUUGUACAUUGUUGAUGCAGUGAACGGUGAGUUUGACAGCGGGAUCCGUCAACUGACGGACGGGCCGUGGAUCGACACAAUGCCAUCAUGGUCGCCCAACGGCAACCUCAUGGCCUUCUCUUCGAACCGGCACAACCCACACAAUGUAACCGCAUUUAGCAUUUAUCUCAUAAGACCGGACGGGUCAGGUCUAAGGAGGGUACACCUAGCAGGACCCGAGGGGUCUCCCGAGGUUGAUCGAAAAAGGAUCAAUCAUGUGUGCUUCAGCGAGGAUGGGGAGUGGCUAUUGUUUACUGCCAACUUGGGUGGCAUGACGGCGGAGGGGGUGCAUGGGGAGGUAUAUGUGGCGAGGCUGGAUGGGAGCAAGCUCAAGAGGCUGACGUGUAACGGGUUCGAGAAUGGGUUGCUUGCGCGGCACCCAUUGGACGAUGUGGGCCCUAGUGAUCCGAGGUCAAGGACCAGUCAUGGUUGGGAUGAGGAUAAAUUGAGAGGGCAGUUUGAGGAGCCCCUAAGGAUAUCUUGCGAUAUUUGA